This is a messenger RNA of Lepisosteus oculatus (spotted gar), 5356 nucleotides long. It is a transcript of the gene inpp5d, whose product is annotated as inositol polyphosphate-5-phosphatase D. Gene Ontology annotation, biological process: positive regulation of B cell differentiation; negative regulation of neutrophil differentiation; negative regulation of bone resorption. Gene Ontology annotation, molecular function: phosphatase activity. Gene Ontology annotation, cellular component: cytosol. Lineage: Eukaryota; Metazoa; Chordata; Actinopteri; Semionotiformes; Lepisosteidae. The record is from RefSeq and is a predicted model, not a curated record.
AAAAUGAAUUCAACCAGCUAGCUGGUCUGAAUUCACCCAGACGUUCUUCUGCGUAUUUUGUAACCAACUUCAAAAUACAAAAUAGAAACUCAACCAAACCAUCAGAAAAAAGUCAGAGGCUGGAAUGGCAACCUUUCAGCCUUGGUACCAUGGUAAUAUUACCCGCUCCAAAGCUGAGGACUUGCUUUCCAAAGCAGCAAAGGAUGGUAGCUUUCUACUCCGAGACAGCGAAUCUAUUCCAGGAGCAUACGCCCUCUGCGUACUAUAUCAGAACUGUGUGUACACAUACAGAAUCUUGCCAAAUGAAGAAAGAAAACUUUCUGUUCAGGCAUCAGAGGGAGUGCCAAUCCGCUUCUUCUCUGUGAUAAGCGAUCUAGUGGAGCACUACUACAAGGAGAACAUGGGGCUGGUGACGCACCUCCAGUACCCCGUGCAGAAGGAGGAGGAGAGAGCAGAGGAGCCCGAGGAGGAGUCUGAGCCUAUAAACAUCCCUCCACAGCUUCCACCUAGAAACUUUAUUGCCCUGCCAUCGACCAGCGAGAACAGGGAAACUGCCAGCGAUACCUCAAAAGGCUCAGAGAUUGUCCGACCGUCCAUUUCAGACACGUUCUUACAGAGACUGCAGCACCAGGAGACCAGCAACAUACCAGAAGAACACCUAAAAUCCAUCCAAGACUACUUUAAGGUUUCUGUUUGCCUUGAUGCAGAACUCGUACAGAAUGGUAAUCCCACCCUUCCCAAUCUGAAAAAGCUAACCAAUGAGCUCUGUAAAAACCUGAACAGUGAAAUUACACGCACUUUGCCUACUUUGGAGCUAUUUCAGAAGGCUCUGGAUCAACAGCUCUCACCUGGCCCAGGACGCUUGAGGAAUCAGACCUCUUCAGAUUCCAGUCUAGUGUCCAUUUCUUCUAAGCUUGAGCAAAUAAUGAAACUGCUGAAUUCAAUAGAAGACAAGACAAAGAAUGCUGUGUUUGAGUCUGUGGGAUAUGAUGGAGGCCACAGAAAAUCAUUAAUACCUCCUGUUACCUUUGAGGUUAAAUCAGAUUCGCUUGGUAUCUCAACAAAAAUGUACCUGAAGGUGGAUGUGGAGACUGGGAAAGUGAUUUUUAAGAAGUCCAAAGAAGGAUCAGAGGACAAGUAUGUCGUGCACAACAAAAUCUUACAGCUUGUGAAGUCACAGAAAGUCCCCAAUAAGCUUGUGAUUGUCAUGGAAACAGAGAAAGAGAAGAUUCAAAGGAAAGAGUAUGUCUUUGAAGAUUCAAAGAAACGAGAAGGUUUCUGUCAGCUUCUUCAGCAGAUGAAAAAUAAACACUCUAAUAAGGCUGAGCCUGACAUGAUAACCAUCUUCAUAGGCACUUGGAAUAUGGGCAGUGCCAGUCCUCCUGGGAAUAUUACAUCCUGGUUCAAGUCGAAAGGACAAGGAAAGACACGAGAUGACACAGCGGACCACAUCCCACAUGAUAUCUAUGUUAUUGGGACUCAGGAGGAUCCGCUUGGGGAAAGGGAAUGGAUGGAAACUAUCAAAACCACCCUUAGGGAAGUCACCAGCAUCAACUUCAAGCCAAUUGCCAACCACACACUCUGGAACAUUCGCAUUGUCGUUCUGGCAAAACCAGAGCAUGAGAACCGCAUCAGCCACAUCUUCUCUGAUAGUGUCAAGACAGGGAUUGCCAAUGCACUCGGCAAUAAGGGAGCAGUAGGUGUUUCCUUUAUGUUCAAUGGAACAUCCUUUGGAUUUGUUAAUAGUCACCUGACAUCUGGGAGUGAAAAGAAGCUGAGGCGAAACCAGAACUACAGCAGUAUUCUGCGCUUCCUAAACCUUGGUGAUAAGAAACUAAAUCCUUUUGACAUCACACAUCGAUUCACUCAUCUGUUCUGGCUGGGAGAUUUGAACUAUCGCAUUGAAAUGGCAUCUCACGAAGCUGAAAAUAUUGUGGCAAAGAUCAAACAGGGGCAACACCAGGAGCUCCUCAUUAAAGACCAGCUCACAAUUGAGAAGAAGGAAGGGAAGGUCUUUUUACUUUAUGAGGAAGAAGACAUUACAUUUCCCCCCACCUAUCGUUUUGAGAGAGACACACGUGAAAGAUAUGCUUACACUAAAGCCAAGGCGACAGGAACAAAAUAUAACCUUCCCUCUUGGUGUGACCGUGUUCUUUGGAAAUCGUACCCAAUGGCCCAUGUGGUUUGUCAGUCUUACGGGUGUACCACUGACAUCAUGACAAGUGACCAUUCUCCUGUAUUUGCAACAUUUGAAAUCGGAGUGACAUCACAGUUUGUCUCCAAAAACAAUCCUGACACUGAGUCUCUGGGUGCCAUCAAAUUCAUGAACUGUGUGGCCAGUUUCAAGACCAAGUCCAAAACCAAAUUUUUCAUUGAGUACCACUCGAGCUGCUUGGAGAAUUUUGUAAAAAGUCCCGAGGGAGAGAACCAGGAGCAUUCAGACGAGUCCCUGAAGGUGCGAUUUCAAACACAAGUUGAGCUUACUCCAAUAAUCUCAGAUCCAGAAUAUUUAUUGGACCAACAUAUACUCAUCUGUGUGAAGUCAACAGACAGUGAUGAAUCCUUCGGGGAAGGCUGUGUGGCUCUACGGUCUGCAGAGUCCUCCAAAACAGACUUCCACAUCCGUCUGACUCAUCAUGGAGAACUGACAGGGACGUUAAGUGGUAGCAUCCAGCUGCAUACUUCUGAGGGCAAGCAGACUGAGAAACUUUAUGAUUUCGUCAAGGUGGAAAGAGAUGACUCAGCUUUGCCAAAGAGUGGGGCCAACAAGUCACCCCACUCUUCUCCGACUGACAUCACUAACCCCAGUUAUAUGGGAGUGGGCUUAAAAUCUGAUGUGGUUCAUCAGGGUGGCUGGAGCUAUGACAUGCCUCAGAAACCUAGCCCACCUGGAGGAUUUGGUUGUAAGGAGUCCUCCCCUCCAAAUCGCUCCCCCCUGUCUCCCAAAAAGACAAGCCAGGGAAUGGCUGUUCGUAGUCCCCCGGCAAAACCACUACCUGAGCAUCCGUCUGUUGCAGAGGAUGGGAAGCCUGCGGAGAUGUUUGAUAAUCCUCUGUACGGUGCCAUGGGGAAGCCGAAGCCAGCCAGCCGCAACAAGGAGCAGGAAUCUCCUCGAGCCAACCGCAAGGACCUGUUAACACCAGAACCGUACUUCUUUCCGAAGACCCAGGACUCAGAGGCAGAUCGUCCACCCCCUGUUCCCACCCCCCGGAACCGCUCCUUCACCUGCUCUGAGACCAAGCAGCAGAGCCCCAGUACCCUCCAACCUCCUGGAAUCACUAAAAAGCCAGUGGUUCCAUCCCGCUCAGAGGGGGGCAUGCUGCCAAACAAUCGCCCACCUUUGCCCGCCAAGUCACGGCCAGCAGGGCAGCCAGAACCUCCCAUAACCAAACCGAGAGACUACCGAGACAGCUCAGAGCUCCCAGCCAAAAACAGACCACGAGGUGGAGAUGGUCUUCCUUCACGACCUGCCCAGCCUUUCCCCAAAGAAGUGAAUCAGGAAGCUCUCCAGGUUCAUAAGAAGAUACGAUCAGUUAAAUGAGCUGUGAUUGUUUUACAAUAUUUAUGAUGAACUGCUGCUUUCACAUCAGCUUACAAGGACUGUAUAUAUUACUCCAGGAGCUGGACACACAGAUAAAUUUCCUAAUUAUCCCACAUAAUUAGGAAAUUUACACUUUCAUAUUGAAAUCAUCACCACCUGGAGCCCUCCUUAAUCCACAGCACAAGAAAAAUCUUCCCAACACUGUUAAAGUAGCUGACAAAUGCUGAGAUUCAAGAAACAUCCUGCAUUCUACAGACUCCCAUAAAAAAAAAAAAGUGUUCAAUUUUUAACUUAUGGCUAUAAUCACUUGAUCCACACCACCAGUACUGUAGAAGAAUGCUUUCCUGAGGACGUUUUCUUGAAAUGGUACAUAAAUGUAUUGUAUUUCAAAUAAGAAAUUUCAUAUAUUCCAAAUGAUAAUGAUUUUUUUUCCAUUCACAAAGUCAACAACAUUAGGUGUUUAUUUUCAAAAUAAAAUGACUAAAAUGACUAAAACCAAGAGUGAUUGCUGAGAAAGGCAUUCCUAAGGUUACAGCUUUAUACAGCGCCUUUGAAAAUUUUUAGCUGGAAAGUAACAGGGUGUAUGAAUAAUGUAUGUAUGACUGUAAAGAAUGUAAAAAUCUUUAGUAUUGCAGUGCUUUAACUAAUUGUGCACCGAAUGUGCCUGUUUUGUUAAUUUAUUUAAAGUUUUGCUCACCAUUGUAAUCUUUCCUGUGCUUUUCAUGUAUAGCUUGAAGAAAAACCAUGCUGUAUAAAUCUAACCAACAGUAUACUACUUCACACCCAGCCAUUAUAAACAUCAGUUUUAUACAGAUAUGAAAUGCAUUUUUCACAACCUUCACAAGCAGUUUUCAAGUAAUAUUAGUUAGGACAGUUAGAUAGGGACGCCAAAGUAUUGUACAGGAAAAUUAUUUUUCGUGCCAGCUGCUUGCCAGGAUAGGCUCUGGCUCCCCCUCAACCCAGAACUGAAUUAAGUGGUUUCUAAGUGGUUAGAAAAUGGAUGAGUGGAUGGUUGCAUAUAUCCAACUAGAAAGUCCUUCUAGAGACUAAAUGUACUUUUGGGUACUUAGAAGGAGACCAUUUACAGUAAUAACUUGGUUCUGUAAAUGUGUAUACUAUUGUAAGCACACUUAUGGGGGAAAAGGUAAACAAAUCACACAGGCAUCUUGUUUUCAAGCCAGUUCAGGUUUUCAGUUGUGAGACCGUAAUGAUUGAAGCCAUCUGUUGCUGCCAGAAAAUGUAAAUCACCCUGCAAAAAAAACAACAACAUGUAGCACUUUGAAAAAUAAGCAUUGCAGAAAUUCUUUGAAGUCACCCACGAAUAUUUGCUUUUGUAUAUGAGCAUAUCACAGGCAGCAUGAUGAGUUUGCACAUUCUUUCAGUGCACAGCUUUGUACCAAAGGCAUUGGGUUAUGUUUGAUUGUUUAUUCUACAUUGCUGCUCUCUAUGGGCCUGUGGCAGACUGGUGCACUGUCCAAUGUGCACUCAGGUCCGGCUUGCAUACUAUGCUUCAAGGAUAGGCACUGGAUUGCUGAGACCAAAAUAUGACGCUUACCUAAGGUGGAUACUCAUAUCAUAUUCAGUCUCUUCUACAGUACAUACUAAAAACCCACCGCUGGUAAUACAGGCACUGGAGCAAAAACAUUUAGCCUAAAAAAUCUCUAUGUAGGUACUUUCUGUAGAGAAGAGGGCAGAGAAGACUGAUUGUUUUUAAAGAAAUCAAUUUUGCAAAAAAAUUGUGCAAUUCUGAAAUGAUUAAUAUCAUGUUCUGUAUCCUGAAAUGCCUGAAAAUAAAACUGGAAAAAAAUCCCCAAA